Molecule: messenger RNA, 432 nt
Organism: Miscanthus lutarioriparius
Lineage: Eukaryota; Viridiplantae; Streptophyta; Magnoliopsida; Poales; Poaceae
Source: the annotation of a GenBank genome assembly
AUGGCGUCCCAGUCCAUCGAAAGCCACCGUGCCGGUGCAGCAGUUGUCACUGGAGAUGCUGCAUGCAGGAAGAAGUCUGUUGAGCUGCUGGAGGAGCUAGGCCUCCCCAAGGGCCUCCUUCCAAUGGAGGACAUCCAGGAGUUCGGGUACAACCGCAACACAGGAUUCUUUUGGCUGGUGCAGGGGAAGAAGAAGGUGGAGCACACCUUCAAGAAGAUCAAGCAGACCGUGUCGUACGCAGCCGAGGUGACGGCAUUCGCCGAGAAAGGCAAGCUGAGGAAGAUCAAUGGCGUGAAGACCAAAGAGCUGAUGCUCUGGUUCAGCGUCGUUGAGGUCUAUGUCCCGGAGGACUCGCCAGAGAAGGUCACCUUCAAGACUGGCACUGGCCUCUACGACAGCUUUGAUGCUGCUGCCUUUGCUCUUGGAGAGUAA